Molecule: messenger RNA, 2507 nt
Organism: Quercus robur (English oak)
Lineage: Eukaryota; Viridiplantae; Streptophyta; Magnoliopsida; Fagales; Fagaceae
Product: AUGMIN subunit 3
Exons: 19
Coding region: 253-2106 (617 amino acids)
Biological process (GO): spindle assembly; centrosome cycle
Cellular component (GO): mitotic spindle; centrosome; HAUS complex
Source: RefSeq, a predicted model, not a curated record
AUUUUUCAAAUUUUGAAAACCAAGAAAUCAUCACAGUUGAUUCAGUUUCACACUUUCACACUCCUCCAACAAAAAUCCAAAGCCUCACUUUGUUUUGCAAAUUGCACCCACCAACACCACCACAGUGAGAGUGAGAGUGUGUCAAUAACAAUAACAACAAGAAGAAGGCCGGCGCCAAAAAAACAAUUCAAUUUUAUCUGUGUGUGGAAACAGAAAUGAGUAGUAGGAUCUGAAGAAAGAAAGAGAGAAAGAAUGAGCGGAGGUCGAGUGUGCUCAUUGCUAAGGGAAUUGGGGUACGCAGGAGCAGAGGGAUUAGACCCAGACAGCUUCGAAUGGCCUUUCCAAUACGACGACGCUCGCCCCAUCCUCGACUGGAUCUGCUCCAGUCUCCGCUUCUCCAACGUCCUCUCCCUCUCUGAACUCUCUCAGUGUGAGCAAUUUCUGCAAGAAGGAAAGCUCUUGGAGGGAGAGGACUUGGACUUUGCUUUUGAUAGCAUUUCUGCCUUUUCUGCUAGACGUGACAACCAGGAAGCACUUUUUGGCGCUGAAGAAGGAUUGAAAGAUAUUAGGGAUGCAACUUUGGCAUAUAAAGCUGAAGCUUUAGAGUUGCAGAAACAACUCAGACAUCUGCAGUCUCAAUUUGAUAUGCUCACUGGCCAGGCUUCAUCUUUAAUACAAGGGAGACGGGCACGGGUUGCUGCAACAUCUACUGUCAAUGGACACCUUACAGAUCUAGAUGAUAGUCUUUCAGCGAGAAAUUUAGAGAUGAAUGCAGUUCUUGGAAGGAUUGCUGCUACAGCACAGGAGUUGGCUCAUUAUCACUCUGGUGAUGAAGAGGGCAUCUAUUUGGCAUAUGCGGACUUUCAUCCAUACUUGCUUGGAGAUUCAUCUUGUAUGAAGGAGCUAAAUCAGUGGUUUUCUAAGCAAUUGGACACGGGUCCUUUUCGAUUGGUUGCUGAGGAGGGAAAAUCCAAAUGUUCUUGGGUGAGUCUUGAUGACAUCUCAAAUAUCUUUAUACGAGCAGAUUUGGAAAAAUCACAACAUCAACGUGUAUCUGAAUUGCAACGGCUUCGUUCUAUAUUUGGAACAAGUGAAAGACAAUGGGUAGAGGCCCAAGUUGAGAAUGCUAAGCAGCAAGCUAUUCUAAUGGCACUUAAAUCUCAAGUAUCUUCAGAUGAAGCUCACAUUCAUCUUGAUUUUCAUUCUCUUAGGAGAAAGCAUUCUGAGUUGGUGGGAGAACUUUCUAAUCUUUUUCACAAAGAAGAGAAGUUGUUAUCUGAGACUAUUCCGGAUCUUUGUUGGGAGCUUGCCCAACUCCAGGACACCUACAUUUUGCAAGGUGAUUAUGAUUUAAAGGUCAUGCGCCAGGAGUACUAUAUUUUCCGGCAAAAAGCGUUCAUAAAUCACCUUAUCAAUCAACUCGCAAGGCAUCAGUUCUUAAAAAUAGCUUGUCAGCUGGAAAAGAAGAACAUGCUUGGAGCAUAUUCAUUGGUUAAGGUUAUUGAGUCAGAACUGCAGGCAUACGUCUCAGCAACCAAAGGCCGAGUGGGUCGUUGCCUGGCACUGAUUCAAGCUGCUUCUGAUGUACAAGAACAAGGAGCAGUGGAUGAUAAGGAUAAUUUUCUGCAUGGUGUUAGAGACCUUUUAAGUAUUCAUUCAAAUGCUCAAGCUGGGUUUUCAACCUAUGUAUCAGCUCCUGGCAUUGUUCAGCAGAUAUCUAGUCUUCAUUCAGACUUGAUGGCCCUUCAAUCUGACCUUGAGAAUUCUCUUCCAGAAGAUAGAAAUAGAUGUAUCAAUGAGCUGUGCACUCUAAUCCAAAGUCUGCAGCAAUUACUAUUUGCAUCUUCAACAACUGCACAACCAAUACUGACACCUCGGCCAUUGAUGAAAGAGCUUGAUGAAAUGGAAAAGAUCAAUGCAAAACUCUCUGCCGCAGUUGAAGAGGUGACACUUGAGCACUUCAAGAAAAAUGAGAUUGUAAAACAUCAUUCUCAGGGAGUUGGGCUCCAAAGGCGGGUGUUUGUUGAUUUCUUUUGCAAUCCUGAGCGUUUGAGGAGCCAAGUUAGGGAAUUGACUGCCCGAGUCAGAGCUUUGCAAGUUUCUUAGUUCAUGCAGAUUGUAUUUUUCGGUGUAGGUGGCACUUGAAUGAGGCUGCGUGAGUGCUUGGAGCGCAAAUGCAGGUCUUCUUGUCCACAGCAGUUGGUUUGCCUUCUGUGAAACUAGUCUUCACUAUUUCCUCUCCCUGACUUCGUGGACUCUUCAAUUUAUUAGGCCUGAUAUUGACAUGAUUAAGUGAUGGGUUCAGUUUGGAUACAGUGUCCUGUGCACCAGACUUGAUAGGAUGCUGCCAUGUUUUAAGGAGUUGUCACAUGGCAGCAUCCCAUCGGGAUUAAAGUGGCAAAUUUAUUACAAGUAAAUGGAGUAGCCUGACCUAUAUAUACUAGGAAAAACAAUCAUAUGACCUGUAUAAGUAUUUUUAGUUGUAUAGAAGUAGUGAUUAUCAGCUA